AUCUGCGUGCAGAUCCUGUGUUUAAAAUGAGCUAACCUUUGUUACCUGUGCUUCGUGCUGCUGUUGUCAAUAUGAGAAAAGAGAGGGCCCAACGGAAAGCAUUAGAGAAGGAUCUUAGUAGAAACUAGUGUCCAAGUUCAGUAUAAAGCGAGUGAGAGGUUCACAACUUCACAGUUCACAGUGUAAUUCAUCUGCUUGAAGAAACAUGGGAGAUCUCAAGCAUAUAGUUGUGGCCAAGUUCAAGGAAGGUGUAAAUGUGGAUGAAGUAGUCAAGGGAAUGGAAAAGCUGGUUUCAGAUACAGAAGCCGUCAAAUCCUUUGAAUGGGGUCAUGAUGUUGAAAGUAACGCCAUGCUGACACAAGGUUAUACUCAUGUAUUCUCGAUGACGUUUCGCAAUUCAGACGAUCUUACUGCUUACCUGGGACAUCCUAGUCACGUUGCAUUCUCUACUACGUUUUUAGAAGCCAUUGAGAAGAUCUUGCUGUUUGAUUUCCCAGCUGUAGUAAUUAAAGCUUCAGCUUGAUUACAUGUACUUAAAAUGUCUUUUUAAGUACUCUGAAAUUAAUGUAUUAUGCUGUGUUGUCUUAAGAUGUUUUCGUUUAUGAUUUGUUUUUGCAUUUGUUUUAAGUGUACUAUGGAGGUACAUAUUAUUCUCAUCUGUAUCAGAUUUGACAAACUUACCUUCAUGGAUAAUCUAUUCUAGUGCAAUUUGAUUUGGUUCCG
Papaver somniferum (opium poppy) is the source of this 723-nucleotide messenger RNA. RefSeq names its product stress-response A/B barrel domain-containing protein At5g22580-like. The coding region runs from base 206 to 523 and encodes 105 amino acids. The transcript has 2 exons. Lineage: Eukaryota; Viridiplantae; Streptophyta; Magnoliopsida; Ranunculales; Papaveraceae. The record is from RefSeq and is a predicted model, not a curated record.